This is a messenger RNA of Rhododendron vialii, 2154 nucleotides long. Its product is annotated as transcription factor RF2b-like. The record is from RefSeq and is a predicted model, not a curated record. NCBI's taxonomy places the organism in Eukaryota, Viridiplantae, Streptophyta, Magnoliopsida, Ericales, Ericaceae. Gene Ontology annotation, molecular function: DNA-binding transcription factor activity. Gene Ontology annotation, biological process: regulation of DNA-templated transcription. Bases 237 to 1742 code for a protein of 501 amino acids. The transcript is spliced from 4 exons.
AUAAUAUAGGUGGAGACAAGAUUCCUAAUUUUGUCACUCGUUAUUGAUGUGCCAUUUAUUCGUUGGACGUGCAUAAAUUCUUAUGCUCACACAACUCGCGUAUAGAAUUUAAUCUCGUAGGGAAAAUCCCUCCCUUCUCUCCCUCUUCUCUCUCUCUCCCUCUCUCUCUCCUUCGAAACCCAAUUCAAUUGUUGGGUGGCGAAGAAUGUAGGAUGUAGUUUCAAUGCCCAAUCGAAAUGCAGGGUCAACCAAACCCUAAUAAUCUCUAUGCUUAUAACAGUAACAAUUACAAUAGUAAUAGCCAGGCAAUUUUGACAUCCUCUCAUGGCGCCUUCAACAACCCAUCACCGACCACACUAACGCCGCCGCCGUCGCCGCCAAUCCUGGCUUCUUUCCAUGGGGUCAACCACGGUCGAGCCCUCUCGGAUGGUGAUUUCUUGGACCUUGGCGGCGAUCCCUUCAAUGACUUUGACGAUGACUUCUUAUCCUCCCUUCUCGAUGUUCAAAAUCUUGGGUGGAACCAGGAAAAUGACGGCGGUGUUUGUUUGAUGGAUCAAGACGGGGGUAGCGGUCAUGAAUUGAAAAAUCAUAACAAUGCUCAACAUGGGAACACCCAUUUGUUGGAAGAAGGUGGCGGUGGCGGUGGCGGCGGCGGCGGCAACGAAUUGAAAAAUCAUAACAAUGUGGACCAUGGCAAAAGUUGCUUGAUUGAAGGGUCACGCCAGCAGCAUAAUAAUGAGAAGAAGAAGAGAGGCCCACGUCGUUAUGAUUUGCAACAUAUUUUGACCGUUGACCCAGAGCACGGCAAGAGGCUUAUGGAAAGUAGGCAGUAUAUGGCUCGUUCGAGAGACAAGAAGGUUCGCUAUCUAUCCGAACUUGAGGAAAAAGCUCGAUUCCUUGAAUUCGAAGCAAUAAAUCUCUCCGCGAAACUCACAACUUGCCAGAGAGACAAAAUGGGCCUGACUACAGAGAAUGUUGAGCUCAAAACCCUGCUAGAAAUUAAGCAGCAACAAGCUGAAUUACGCGAUGCUUUAGGUGAAGCACUGCAGCAAGAAGUUGAGAAGCUCAAGAUUUCGAACGGAGGAAUACAAACUCCACCCGAAUCGUUUAUCUUGGGAGUGCAGCCAAACACCCCAUUAGCCUGCCUCUCACCUACGCAACCACUUGUGCAGUACAACUCGUUAACCUCCCCAUCGUCUAUGCAACCGCCGGUGCAAUAUAAGCCUGUAACCUCCCCAUCAACCUUCCAAUCACCCCUGCAGAGCAGCCCGUUCACCUCCCCAUCAACCCUGCAAUCACCCCUGCAGGGCAGCCCGUUCACCUUCGCAUCAACCUUGCAAUCACCCCUGCAGCGCAGCCCGUUCACCUCCCCAUCAACCCUGCAAGCACCCUUGCAGAGCAGCCCGUUCACCUCCCCAUCAACCUUGCAAUCACCCCUGCAGAGAAGCCCGUUCGCCUCCCCAUCAACCUUGCAAUCACCCCUGCAGAACAGCCCGUUCACCUCUGCAUCAUCACCCCAUGUCGUGUCCCACAGCCCAGUUGCCUCCCCUUCACCGUCAACUUUUAAAACUAUGUCUCACAAUCCGGCAGCGCCCCCCUCUCCACAGACAAGAAACAAUGUCUUCCCGCUUCCGAAAGCGCCAAGCGCCGCGCUUUCCCAGUUGUCACCGUUGCAUAAUUCGGGAUCUAGCUUGUUGAGUCGCCGUGGUCGUCCAGCAAACCUGCCAACUCCCCCUAAGUAGAAAGAGUCACUCAGCAUCUUGCAAGGGUUGAUAUCCGUUACGGAGGAUCAAAAAAUCUCUCUUUCCGUGUCAAAAAAAUUGUCGGGUUUGCAACACAAAAUUGAAAACAAUGUACUAUUUUUAUCAGAAAAAUCCCAACAUUUUUUGCAUAACUUGCCUUAAAUUUAAAUUUUUCAUGACAAAAACACGUUUUUUAGUUGUCAUUUUGCACACCGGACAAUCUUUUUGGAAUAGAGAUAGUAUGAAAAUGUUGAAUGUCCUCAAAUUCUUGGAAGGUGUGAAAGUAAGAAGCUGUCAAUUGUUCUAUUCCGUCUGACCAAAAAAAAAUGAAGCUGUCAAUUGUGCACCUGUGUAUAUUCCCAUGUAUUGCCUUUAAAUCUGACGAAAUGUAUAUUCACAUUAUUCACGUAAA